Symbiodinium natans is the source of this 1458-nucleotide messenger RNA. NCBI's taxonomy places the organism in Eukaryota, Dinophyceae, Suessiales, Symbiodiniaceae. The record is from the annotation of a GenBank genome assembly.
AUGAAACUGAUGGAAAGUCAGCCACUGCAAAGUGUGGUUCGGCUUGAACGCCUGGGUGAGUUUCGCAUCUGCCAAGCUGGCAAGAGCUUCGCAUUGCACUGCGUGGUGCCUUGGGUGCCCAAGGCGCCAUCCAAGCCUGGGAAGCGGCAGCGGGUGCCAGCCGCCGUCCACGAGGCCACAGCUUUGGCGUCGGCCACGCGGAAGCAAGCAAUGAAGGACGCGGCCUCCCACUUCUUGCUUGAGGAGCCACUUCUGCUCAUGUGCGCCUGCGAGCGGUGGGAGCGUGUCCUGGCACUGGAUCUUCGGGAAGCUUGGCGUGAUGCGGCUGAGGUGGAAGAGAUCGGUCAGGGCUUAUUCCGCCUUUGUACCAGUGAGCCCGGUGCAUGGCCACCUCAGGAGACAAGCCCUGGGCCCGAACCCCCCUUAUUGCGAGAAGGCACUUUCAAGCACAGUGUGUGGCAUGUAGCGGGCUUGAGACGAUGCCUGCACUUGCUCACGCUUCCGGGCUCUCAGCGCAGCCUUCUGUCUGCGACGUGUCAACUGAAACUCGAGUUUCCAGAUGGAUGGAGCCUGGAGCAUGAGGGUCCACAUCCGCCUCGCUUUGAGUCCCUUGCUCCUUACACACAGUCCUGCGGAUUCAUGGCUGCUCAGCUCGGGCGAGCCAUCGGGGGGCCUGUGCAUGAGGCAACCGACUCGGAUGUGGCAGCACGGCUGGUCACGGUGCAGGUCGUAGGAAGGGAGGAUCUGUUUCUGCUGGCUCGGGAUUCCCUAAGUUUCGAUGGCUUUCGACCCACGGAAUUUGGCCUUGCGUGGAGGGCCCGGCCCUUUCCAGACUACAGCGCUGCUCUGGAGCCGCUGGCAGCCCUUGCCAUGCUGGGUUUGGGGUUGCGGGUGCACAGGCGCCUUUGGUCCCAGGAUCCGGUGGCCUUCCUCGACGCGACCUGCGGCACGGGCACCCUGGCGGCCGCCGCCAAGUACUGCAAAAGCGACUGGCCCAUCUAUGCUGGGGACGUGAACCCCACGCUGGUGAGGAGGGCCAAGUGCAACCUGGAGGCCGCCUUCCCAAGUCAAACUUUCGAGCUCGAGCUCGAAAAGGAAAAAGCAGGAAAAGCAGCAAAGCCUGGCCAGAGGCCAAUUCAGCCUGUGCCGGGGAUCGGGGUGGGAGAGUGGGAUGCCACGGAACGGUGGCCCGUCCCAGCGAUGGCCGUGGGCAGCUCCGGCCAGGGGCUGCUGGUUGCUUCGAACCUGCCUUGGGGCAAGAACUUGAAGUGCCAGGUGGAGGCUGCCACGCAGAUCACCCGAUGCUUGGCGAGGUCCUUUCCGGGUGCCACGCUCUGCCUCGUUGCGCCCGAGGAGGUAGCGCGCAACUGCGAGGGAUGGUUCCGCACCGUGUUCACGGAGCCGGUUGGCAAGAAGGCUGCUCUCAUGCUGGGACACGGCAUCGGUGAGCCCCAGUGA